Babesia bigemina is the source of this 2640-nucleotide messenger RNA. RefSeq names its product ABC transporter ATP-binding protein, putative. Lineage: Eukaryota; Apicomplexa; Aconoidasida; Piroplasmida; Babesiidae. The coding region runs from base 1 to 2640 and encodes 879 amino acids. The transcript has a single exon. Gene Ontology annotation, molecular function: ATP binding; ATP hydrolysis activity. The record is from RefSeq and is a predicted model, not a curated record.
AUGUUAUUUUCCACAUUAACAUAUUUGCUCUUUGCACUAGUUUACUACAUAGUUUCAUGUGCAUCACUGUUUAACGUAAAGACAGCAUGCGCAUAUUUAAGCAAAAUUAGGCAUUACAAAGCUACUGCGUCACUAAACCGUAGGAAUGUACCAGCAUAUUCAUCAUCGUGGCUACCUACUAUAAGUUGUCAUUUAGGAUCAGUAUUUCCUAGUCGUUAUGAACAUGGAGUGUCUGCGACUCACGAAAGUCAAAGGCAAAGCUUGGAGCUCACGAAAUCCGAGCGAAAAUUAUCGUAUAGGCCCAUAUUUGAGAAAAGCGUAUCUACGCAUUUUGGUUGUUCGAAAGAGAGAGCACCGUUGUUGGAUGUUAGUGACCUGACACUAUGUAUUGGCGAUUGCGUUUUGUUCGACAAUGUGAGAUUCCGCAUAAGUCAAGGGGAAUGCGUAGGUAUUGUGGGGAACAAUGGCACUGGGAAAAGCAGUUUGUUGGACGCUCUUUACGAAAAAAUAACCGGAUGUAACACAACAUCUGAAGCUGUUUCUUCAUCUGUGGGUGUAAAAAUCACGUCUAAGGAACAGAUCCAUUUUGCGUCGGAUCAUUUACAAGUUUAUCAAUUGCUAUACUUCUUGCGUAUUAGAAAGCACAACUUAGACGAUUUGUCACAUCUGCGAAUAGACGAGUUGCUGAAAUCUGAUGACUAUAUGGAAUUUUUAGAUGGUCAAAACAUAUUCACCUCAAACGCAUAUUUCAACAAUUUUGUGGCAUACGUGCAGCAGAAUUAUGUUACUAAUCUUGACGACUCCAUGUUAGUUAAAGAUGUGAUUGCUAAUUCAAACACCAUACACAAGACACUCCUGGCAAUAUUUCGAGAUAUUGAAAAAAAUCUAAGCAGUUUAAGCGAUAUUGCGGGGCGCAUGGAUAUAGGUAGCGCUGCAGCUUUGCAAGGAAGCAGACAGGGGAAUGGUGAAUUGAACAUCGAAUGGGCCAGGAGAAUAUUAACUGUGUAUAACAAUGAUAAUAUGGCUUUUCAAAAAAAAAGCGGGGAUGUGAAUGUUGUGGCAUCACACCUCAUAGACAUGUUUGGCAUGCGUGAGGUGCUCUCUUUGAGAGUAGGUGAACUAAGCGGAGGUUUCAAGAUGCGCCUCGCACUAUUGACACGGCUGAUCCAUGACCCUCAAUUGCUGCUUUUAGACGAGCCUACCAAUAAUCUGGAUAUUGCAUCUGUAACCUUCCUGUCCAAAGUUCUUCGACACCUUAUCGAAACAAGGGGCCUUUCAGUGAUAAUAGUUAGCCAUAACGCAUCAUUUCUGCGUAGUUUGUGCACAUCAAUUCUUCAGGUACCUGGUGAUGGUACUCUGAAGGUGCAUGAAUGCGACUUUGACAGAUUUCUGCACAGGGGUUCCAAAAACCUUCAAAGUAGGAUGUCGCGUUUGAACAAGCUCCAAUCUGAUUGCAAAAAAUUAAAGCAACAAUAUAAUGCGAAACUCGAAUGCAACAAAGGAUCAAAGAAUCAGAAAAAGGUUUGGUUAUCGCAGAAACGGCGUUUGAUAGAUGACACCGAGGAGUUGCUGCGUAAGGUUACGGGUGCUGAGAAAAGCACGUAUAGCGAUGCAUACGAACGAUCAUUGCUUUUGCAUGAUUCCCAUUUUGAUGCGGCUGAUUUGUUACGUCUUCCAUUGGUCAAGCGCGGUACAUUCGUAUAUCCGGACAAGCCAGCAUUCAGCCUACAGGAUGCCACUUUACGGAGUGGAAGUGAGGCGCUGCUUUGCAACAUAUCGCUCCAAGUUCACAACUGCGACCGAGUCUUAAUUUUAGGUAAUAAUGGGUCGGGCAAGUCAACGUUACUGACGGUUCUCAACGCCGCUGCAAACGCUGCUACUAUGGGCAUUCCAAAUGUAAAUGAAUUGCUGAAUCGUCGAUCAUACGUCCACGUUGCAGACGGUAGAUGUGAAGCCAAAGAAAACACAAGCGUAAACUAUCUCUCACAAAAUUGUAGCGAUAUUCUGACGGCAGCGUCAACCGUGGGCACAUUGGCUAUGAAUUAUGGAGAUAUGGACAUGUCUAACAGACAGCAAUUGACAGAGUACAUGUCACAUUUCUACCUUAAGGAUCUAAUGGAUAUUAGAGUGCGGGACCUGUCAUUCGGGGAACGAUGCCGCCUAGCUUUAGCUUUGCAAUUUUUGCGUGAUUCUAACUUCCUCUUAUUAGAUGAACCCAGCAACCAUUUGGAUUUGUAUAUGAAGAGAAAUUUGGUUUUGCUUUUAAACAACGUCUACACAAGAGGCGGGAUAAUAUUGGCUACGCAUGACCUACAGCUGCUUGAGCGCCUCGAACGCAUAACAACUAUAUUUUACAUUCACCAGUUUGACAAGACAUAUACGUUUAAGGGUGAUUUUAAGGACACAUACCUACGAUUCAGACGUGAAGUACCAGAUGCAUCACACACAGAGAUGGGUAACUUUCUAGAGAGCUGUACAUAUGAUUAUAAACACGAGGUGACACCCCGCAUGUUUGACUUCGACCGCUCAGCGGGGAACGACGCGGUACCGUGUCAUCCAUGCAAAAGGUUGAAAAGAGCAGUUGUUAUGCCACAGAAACGGAGUAAAACGAAGUUGAAGAACGCGAAGCGCUAUACAUAG